GAAUUCUCGUAUCGUUGAGAUUUACCAACGAAUAACUUCAUCGCGAAGCAUAUCACCGUUGAGAACACAAACACUCCUGCUAUGACGAAGAAGAGCGCCGGAAGAUCUUUAGCUAUUUGUAAAAUAUCUGAAAUCAACGAUAACUAAACGCCACCAACGAACCGGUGAAAACAGCCAUCAAAAGAAAAACAAAACAAUCGUUUCGUCUUUCGGUGAAGAUAACCUCAGUUGUUGGAAAAUCAGUUAUAGCGGCGGCAUAUCCGCACACGUGUGUUCAACCAAUAAGUGGAAAGUUCUACUCUAAGUACCAAUGCGUGCAAAACAUCACGCAACAUGACUUACAGCGAUUCAAUCAACAAUACACAACAGGUCCUAAGGAUAAAUACACCCAGCCUUUGCUCGAAAGUCACAAGUACGGUUGGUAUCACAACGUACGUUUCGAUCAAAACAUCGACUAUUCCGCUUUGCUCAACGUAUAAGGAAAUCGCCUCCUUAUAAAUGCGAUUAAACGCGCCCGAAAUAACUUCCCACUUGAAAUGGAGUUACCGGAAAAACCUUUAGACUCGGAUUGCUGCGGUUCUGGGUGCACACCUUGUGUUUUCGACGUGUACGAAGAAUUGCUCGCUAAAUGGAAGGUUAGUAGUAAGACAUCGAACAUUGCGCCGGAGAAGCUACGUUUACGAACCGAUCUAUUAUCGGUUUUAAAAUACAAACCGUAUAAAUUGCUGGAAAUCGAAACAGUUACCGAAAACGCGAACAUUUAUACCUUUAUUCCGUUACUGACCGAAGAAGAUGAGGAUAAGGAGGAGGCAGGACAGGCCGAGGAAAAGACGAUGGUGAACGAAAUCGAAGGUAUUUUACCGUACGAGCCGGGGCAACAUUUCGUACUAAUAAAUUGUAAACCAGAUAAACACACUACUAACGAACAGAAGACGAAGUUAUCUCGCUGUUAUACGCCGAUUAGCGUAGCCCAAAACGAACCCAAUUGCAGGGUUAGAUUUUUAAUCAAAUUGUACGAAAAUGGCGCGAUGUCUCGGCAUAUAUCGCGAUUGAAUAUAAAUCAUGUUAUGUAUAUGAGAGGAGCCUUCGGAGAUUUCCGCCACCAUCGUCGUCGUCCUCCCGGCGACGACUCCGCCGCUUAUAUUUUCAUCUGCGCCGGAACCGGGAUCGCUCCGGUGUACGCAAUUGUUAAAUCAAUCCUGCAAGACGACUCGGAUGAGACAACUAUCAGGUUACUGUUCACCUGUCGAACCCUUAACGAGAUCUAUUUCAGGAACGAAAUACGCGAGUUUUGUAAAUUUUGGAAUUUCACCGCUCGAAUAUACGUCUCGGACAAGGAAACUGGGCUAGCCGGGGUUAAACACGACGAGGACAUACAAUUUGCGAGAAUUUCUAAAGAAAUUAUUUUUAACGAGGUAUCGUCGAGAUGUCUCAAUAAUUGCAAAGUUUUAAUUUGCGGAUCGUCCUCGUUCAACGAAGACAUCGCCUCGUACGCUAGGCAAAGCGGCGUAUCCGAGGAUAAUUUAUUCGUAUUUUGAAGUGCGCAAAGGUGAAUUAUUUUUUUUCCACGACCGAAGACGUUAGACGUUACCUUCUUCGUUGUUGUUAAUUUCGGCGUCGUAAAACUGCAGUUCUUCGCUGACAACGUAAUACAAAUUGUUCUGCGUUGGCGCCCCAUAACUGACCAGGCUAAGUGAAAAGAUGCAAAUGAGAACGCAUAAUAGCUUCAUUUCACGUCAUAAUCCGCGCCCAUGUCAGCAUCCGAUGGAAUAAUAUUUCUAAAAGCAAAUACAAAUACACGUAUCGUGUUUAGAAAAUUUACAUAUAGUGAAAUAUAUGUACGUAUUCUACGGUUUGGUUGUUA
Messenger RNA from Planococcus citri (citrus mealybug), 1864 nucleotides. RefSeq names its product NADH-cytochrome b5 reductase-like. The transcript is spliced from 4 exons. Gene Ontology annotation, cellular component: mitochondrion. Gene Ontology annotation, molecular function: cytochrome-b5 reductase activity, acting on NAD(P)H. The coding region runs from base 537 to 1538 and encodes 333 amino acids. The record is from RefSeq and is a predicted model, not a curated record. NCBI's taxonomy places the organism in Eukaryota, Metazoa, Arthropoda, Insecta, Hemiptera, Pseudococcidae.